AAACUGCCUUCCCUCGAUUUUCAUUUUCCUCUGUUCCUCUCUCGCUCUCUCUCUUCCCUUUUGUCUCCUACCGUCUCUUCUCUCUCUGUCUCUGCUUUUCUACUGGCGGCUUCAGAAACGUCCUCCCCUCAUUAUUUAUUUUUCGGUUUCGAGCACUUCUUUCGAAGAGGCAAAGAAAGAGAGUGCCUUCCCUUUACCUCCUCGCCCACUUACAAGUUUCAGGCGACACCUGCUGUGGCUAUCGUCUAACUUCUCUCAUCUUUCCUGAACCUUCACACCUCUUUCUUUUUCUCUUUGCUGUUCAGCUCCCAUUUUGACUCUAGUACAGGACCCAUCUCUUCUUUCUUCCUUGUUGGUACCUCUGAUGCGCUAGAGAAAUGCUCUGCCUCAGCGUUUCCGCCAAGACCCACUACCCGAAUGUGCAUCUCGCCGCUCGUUUCUCCGUCGGAGAUGGGGGUAGGAGGCUCCCUAUGCAGCUCUCCACUCGGUCCCUUGUUAAAUGCAUGGCUGUUUCCACUGUUUCUGUUGGCUCGGAUGAUGCCUUGAAAUUCGUCGAAGCUUCAAAAAAUGGGAACGUUCUGCCUCUCUAUAGAUGCAUAUUCUCUGAUCAUCUCAACCCAGUUCUUGCCUACCGUUGUUUAGUGAAGGAAGACGAUCGUGAGGCUCCUAGCUUUCUGUUUGAGUCCGUCGAUCAGGGAUACAAGGGAACAAAUGUAGGGAGGUACAGUGUUAUUGGGGCACAACCAACAUUAGAGAUUGUUGCCAAGGAGAACCUCGUAUCCAUAUUGGACCAUAGAAUGGGGAAAAGAACAGAAGAGUUUGUUGAAGAUCCAAUGGUGAUACCAAGAAGAAUUAUGGACAAGUGGAAGCCCCAAUUGACCGAUGGACUACCCGAUGCUUUUUGUGGUGGUUGGGUUGGGUUUUUUUCGUAUGAUACCAUUCGCUAUGUAGAGAAAAAGAAGAUUCCCUUUUCAUCUGCUCCCAAAGAUGACAGAAACCUUCCAGAUUUGCACCUGGGACUUUACGAUGAUGUCAUAGUGUUUGAUCAUGUGGAGAAGAAAGCAUUUGUGAUCCAUUGGGUUCGCCUAGACCAAUAUGCCACAGCAGAGGAGGCCUAUGAGGAUGGGAAGAAGUGCUUAGAUAUUCUAUUAUCCAGGGUGCAAGAUGUUGACACGCCCAUGCUGUCUGCAGGCUCUGUGAAAGCAUACGAUCACCUUUUUGACACUUCAUUGAAAGCAUCAAGCAUGACAAGUGAAAGGUACAAGAAAGCUGUCUUGCAGGCAAAAGAACAUAUAUUAGCCGGAGAUAUUUUUCAAAUUGUUUUGAGCCAACGGUUUGAGCGGAGGACAUUUGCAGACCCAUUUGAAGUAUAUCGAGCAUUAAGGAUGGUGAAUCCAAGUCCAUAUAUGACAUAUUUGCAAGCAAGGGGCUGCAUACUAGUAGCUUCAAGCCCUGAAAUUCUCACUCGUGUUAAGAAGAAUAAAAUUAUCAAUAGGCCAUUAGCAGGGACUGCUAGAAGAGGCAAGACAGAGGAGGAAGAUGAGAUGCUAGAACAUCAACUAUUGAAUGAUGCAAAACAAUGUGCUGAGCACAUUAUGCUGGUUGAUCUGGGAAGGAAUGAUGUUGGAAAGGUAUCCAAACCAGGAUCAGUGAAGGUGGAACGACUCAUGAACAUCGAAAGAUAUUCCCAUGUGAUGCACAUCAGUUCAACGGUGACUGGAGAGCUGCUUGAUGGUCUCUCUUGCUGGGACGUUCUGCGUGCUGCGCUCCCUGUUGGUACCGUUAGUGGUGCUCCUAAGGUGAAAGCCAUGGAGUUGAUUGACCAGUUGGAGGCAACAAGAAGGGGUCCAUAUAGCGGUGGCUUUGGUGGCGUAUCAUUUACUGGAGACAUGGAUAUUGCUUUGGCUCUUCGAACCAUUGUGUUUCCCUUAGAUUCCCGUUUUGACACAAUGUACUCUUACAAGGACGCACAAAAGCGUAGAGAAUGGAUUGCACACCUUCAGUCGGGUGCUGGCAUUGUGGCAGACAGCGACCCAGAUGAUGAACAGCGAGAAUGCGAGAACAAAGCUGCCGCCCUUGCCCGCUCAAUUGAUCUUGCUGAAGCAACUUUUGUCCAUAAAUAAGAGUGAUGUAGGCCAGAGUUCCUUUUUGUUUCUGGUUUGUUGAUAUUUGCGUGUUAUCUUCUUAAAGAAUAAAUGGCCUUACUAUUAUUUGCGGCCUUAGAUUUUCUUUUUGGGUGUUUGAACACCUACCAUGUUAAUUCAGGAUCACAUUGCUCACCCAGAUAAUCUAAAAGUUUGCAAUCGGAAGCAUGAAUGUCCAACUAA
Molecule: messenger RNA, 2327 nt
Organism: Nymphaea colorata (pocket water lily)
Lineage: Eukaryota; Viridiplantae; Streptophyta; Magnoliopsida; Nymphaeales; Nymphaeaceae
Product: anthranilate synthase alpha subunit 1, chloroplastic-like
Exons: 11
Coding region: 378-2123 (581 amino acids)
Biological process (GO): L-tryptophan biosynthetic process
Molecular function (GO): anthranilate synthase activity
Source: RefSeq, a predicted model, not a curated record